GGAGAAUCCAGAGUAUUAAAGUUCCAUUUUGAUUUUGGCGACGAUGAACAGAGUUUAGAGAAAUUUGCAUCGAAGAAGAGAAGAUUUUUGGAUUUUGUGUAGUGGGAGAAGAGAAAACCCUAGCUAGGGACAUGAUCAGAUGUGGCUUGUGAAUUAGAGAAAGAGCAGUGUGCAAAUAUGAUGAACACUUCGAAUGGAGUGAUCUCUGCGCCUUCUUCUUCGUCAGCGAAUCCUCAGUCUCCGGGAAUCAAAACGUAUUUCAAGACGCCUGAAGGGAAGUACAAGCUCCACUACGAGAAGACGCAUCCCUCUGGGCUUCUUCACUAUACUCAUGGCAAAACUGUCACUCAGGUUACUCUAGCUCACCUUAAGGAUAAACCUGCUCCAUCGACACCAACUGGUACCUCGUCAAGUUACACUGCUAGUAGCGGUUUCCGGUCAGCAACAGCAAGGUUGUUAGGUGGUGGGAAUGGUCACCGUGCGCUUAGUUUUGUUGGAAGUAAUGGAGGGACCAAAAAUGUGGGUGCAAGUUCAAGAAUCGGUGCCUCCUUCGCUGCUUCUAGUUCUAGUACCUCGGCUACUAAUACAAAUUUCGAUGGGAGAGGAACUUACUUAGUCUUCAAUGUGGGUGACGCUAUUUUUAUUAGUGACUUGAACUCACAAGACAAGGAUCCAGUAAAGUCUAUACAUAUCAGCAAUUCGAACCCUAUGUGCCACGCAUUUGAUCCAGAUGCUAAGGAUGGACAUGAUCUACUUAUUGGGCUAAACUCUGGGGAUGUCUACACCGUAUCACUAAGACAGCAGUUACAGGAUGUUGGUAAGAAGCUUGUUAGUGCUCAGCAUUAUAACAAAGAUGGUUCUGUAAAUAACAGCCGCUGUACUAGUAUUGCUUGGGUGCCUGGAGGUGAUGGAUCCUUUGUUGCUGCUCAUGCUGAUGGAAAUUUGUACGUAUAUGAGAAGAAUAAAGAAGGUGCAACUGAUUCUUCAUUUUCUGCUAUAAGGGAUCCUACACAAUUUUCAGUGGACAAAGCAAAAUAUAGCAAGAGUAAUCCAGUAGCGAGAUGGCAUAUUGGGCAAGGUGCGAUUAAUUGCAUUGCAUUUUCAAAUGAUGGAGCAUACUUGGCAACUGUUGGAAGAGAUGGUUAUCUUCGAAUUUUUGAUUUCUCGACCCAAAAGCUAGUGUGUGGUGUAAAAAGUUAUUAUGGUGCUCUAUUGUGUUGUGCUUGGAGUAUGGAUGGAAAGUACCUUUUGACUGGAGGUGAAGAUGACUUGGUUCAAGUGUGGAGUAUGGAAGAUCGAAAGGUUGUGGCGUGGGGUGAGGGACACAAUUCGUGGGUAAGUGGUGUGGCGUUUGAUUCGUAUUGGUCGUCACCAAAUUCAGAGGGCUCUGGUGAGAAUGUCAUGUAUCGGUUUGGUUCUGUUGGUCAGGACACACAGUUACUGCUAUGGGACCUAGAAAUGGAUGAGAUUGUUGUUCCCCUUCGGCGGCCUCCAGGAGGAUCACCCACUUACAGCACAGGAAGUCAAUCCGCUCACUGGGACAACAUUUUUCCAAUGGGCACUCUUCAGCCAGCGCCGUGCAUGCGCGACGUCCCAAAGCUCUCACCAGUAGUGGCUCACCGUGUUCACACCGAGCCCCUCUCGGGCUUGAUCUUCACGCAAGAAUCAUUGAUAACAGCUUGCAGAGAAGGCCAUUUAAAGAUCUGGACACGACCUGACACUCAGUCCAGCAGCUCAGAAGCAACAAAUCCAACCACAAGCAAACCGUUGCUGACCAGCAAGGUCGGUAGUUCCAGUUAACUCAGUCACCAUUUAAAUCAUAUUGUUUCAGGUCUUGGUUUCGAAAGGAAUCCCUCUGAAUAGCUCUCCUCGGUUCUGAAUCUGACUUUAUUGAUGUGUGUGAGAGGCUGAGACAUUUCUGGGGAUUGCUGGAGACGAAAGAGAUGAAAGAGACGAAGACAGUUUUCGAAUGUAAUUAGAAGAAAACAGAUUUUUUGGA
This is a messenger RNA of Arabidopsis arenosa, 1999 nucleotides long. The record is from the annotation of a GenBank genome assembly. NCBI's taxonomy places the organism in Eukaryota, Viridiplantae, Streptophyta, Magnoliopsida, Brassicales, Brassicaceae.